Menidia menidia (Atlantic silverside) is the source of this 1115-nucleotide messenger RNA. The record is from the annotation of a GenBank genome assembly. NCBI's taxonomy places the organism in Eukaryota, Metazoa, Chordata, Actinopteri, Atheriniformes, Atherinopsidae.
GGAGGGGCGGGGAUAGACCCCGGGGGUAGCUCUCCGGGCUCCGGCAGAAGGAGCGGCUCCCUCCGGUUUCUCUCCCCGUCCGACUGCACUCCUCCGCGGCUUCUCCGGCCUCCGCUGCCCGCUGCCCUCCGCCGGUUCCCCGCAGACCCAAAAACGUCAAAAUGUUUCUGGCAAAGAAUCUAAUCGGUGGCAUCAUCAACAUCGUGAGCAACAUCGACCCGGCUCAGUUCACCCCCUCAGAUCCUCCGCCUCCCCGCAGACCUCUAAACUUCGCCGAGGCCCACGAGAACGAUGAGGAGAAGAAGUUUCGGAGGGUUUUCCACCAGCUAGCCGGAGACGACAUGGAGGUGAGCCCCAAAGAGCUGAAGGACAUCCUCAACAAAAUCAUCUCUAAACACGGGAACCUGAAGACGGACGGCUUCAGCAUCGAGUCCUGCAGGAGCAUGGUGGCCGUCAUGGACAGCGACAGCACAGGAAAACUUGGCUUUCAUGAGUUCAAAUAUCUCUGGAACAACAUCAAGAAAUGGCAGAGCAUCUAUUUGUCCCACGACAGCGACCGCUCAGGCGUGAUCGGCGCCGGCGAGCUGCCGCACGCCUUUAAGGCCGCAGGUUUUCCUCUGAACGACGACCUCUUCAAGAUGAUCAUCCGCCGCUACAGCGACGAGCACGGAGACAUGGACUUCGAUAAUUUCAUCGGCUGCCUGGUGCGACUGGACGCCAUGUGCCGAGCGUUUAAGACGCUGGAUAAGGACAACAAUGGAACCAUUAACCUGGACGUCAAGGAGUGGCUGCAGCUGACCAUGUAUUCCUGAACGGCUUAUUUCUGCCCGCUAACUGGACCAAAGGGACCAACAAACCGGGACCAAACCCCAGAGAGAGCUUCCUGCUGCUCACAUUUAUACGCUACGACUAAAAGAAACGUUUUACCUUCUACCAGGCUGAAGCUGUUAAUGAAAUCCAUUUUAAAUGUUUGAGGAAAUAAAAAGAGAAGUUGGUGUUUACUCGGGUUGUGGUGCUUGUUUUUUCUUUAGCUAAUCGGCCUAAAAUAAAGGCAGAAAUGAGCUUCUAUCCUUCAAUUUUGUUUAAUUUUAAUUAGAUUUUCAUUUAAAAAAUAA